AAAUCGCAAAGACGGCUGCCUCUUCACAUCUUCUUCCUCUUCAUCAUCUGUCCCUUUAAAAUUAUUCAAAUUAACUCGUUCUUCUUUUUUAAUUGUCCUCUAAAUUCUCUUAUCCACAUUUACGUGUCUUAUCUUAUCUUUAUGUGAUGGAUAAGGCCGCCGCCGCCGCAUCGCUCUCAAGUCUCAAAGAGUAACUACUUACUUAAAAGUGUGUGAUUCGCUCAGGGAAUUAAAAUUUAACUGCGUUGUUGCAAGAAGAGCUUUAACUUUUGAAGGAAAUUGAUGGAAAUUUAAUAAAAGUUCGAAACUGGAAUUUCUGAGCCAAUUAAGAGGAACAUCGAUUCCAACGACGACCAAUAAUAUGGCAGCGCUGGACAGAGUUCUCGAGCUCAAUUUUAAAAGUGAAGAUGAAGAGCAACUCCUUUCCGACGGGUAUGAUUGGGCUUUACCACGAGCCUUUCAGGAGGAACGACACGUCGAUAAGGUCGAAGGGAGGGAAAAUACGCCGCAAUGUUGGAGAAUGAAGGAACGGAUGAAGACCGUCAGUGUGGCCUUGGUCAUGUGUCUAAAUGUGGGCGUGGAUCCUCCCGGAGUCGUCAAAAUGCAGCCUUGCGCCAGAUUGGAGUGCUGGGUUGAUCCAUUGUCCAUGAGUGCGCAAAAAGCGCUGGAAAGCAUUGGUGCCAAUUUACAAAAACAGUAUGAAAGGUGGCAGCCCAGAGCGCGAUACAAGCAAAGUUUAGACCCGACGGUGGACGAAGUUAAAAAAUUGUGCACUUCGCUCCGCCGAAAUGCUAAAGACGAACGUGUCCUUUUUCAUUACAAUGGUCACGGCGUUCCUCAACCCACGACGAAUGGGGAGAUUUGGGUGUUUAACAGGAAUUAUACGCAAUACAUCCCACUCUCGAUUUACGACCUUCAAACCUGGAUGGGAUCGCCGUCCAUUUAUGUUUACGAUUGCUCCAAUGCUGGGCUGAUUGUGAAAUCCUUUCAUCAAUUUGCAGAACAGCAUCAGAAAGAAUACGACGAAAUGUUGGCCAAGUCGCCAGCCUUGUCGAAUUGUCCGCCUCCCAACUUCACGGGUUGUAUACAACUGGCAGCUUGUGGGGAAACGCAAUCCCUUCCAAUGAAUCCAGACCUUCCAGCAGAUUUAUUUACGGCGUGUUUGACAACUCCGAUUAAAACGGCGUUGAGAUGGUUCGUUCUUCAAAAUAAGGACAAACUACUGCCAAACAUCACGCAAGAAAUGGUGGAAAAAAUUCCUGGACAGCUCAAUGAUCGUAGGACCAUGUUGGGAGAGCUCAAUUGGAUUUUCACAGCUAUCACGGACACCAUUGCGUGGAAUAUACUGCCUCGCCAUCUUUUCCAAAGACUGUUCCGACAAGACCUUUUAGUUGCAAGUUUAUUUCGUAACUUUUUACUCGCGGAAAGAAUCAUGCGAACGUAUGACUGCUCACCCGUGUCGUCGCCCAAGUUGCCUCCCACUUACAAACACCCCAUGUGGAACGCGUGGGAUUUAGCCUUGGACCUCUGUCUUGCUCAGCUUCCUCAAAUAAUCGAAGACAUGAAAGAACACCCCACCAGCCCAGUUCCACCCGGAAAUGGGAACGGAGGAAACGGCAAUACCGCAACUAGUAGCGUCGCAGACGUCGCUAAUGGAUCGCCUCACACACCUUCACCAUUUUUCGAAGAGCAACUGACCGCCUUUCAAGUUUGGUUGACGUUCGGAAACGAUCCCGAGCGAGCCCCGCCGGAACAACUGCCCAUCGUUUUGCAAGUCCUGCUCAGUCAGGUUCAUCGCGUCCGAGCGUUAGAACUUUUGGGACGAUUUCUCGACUUGGGAUGGCUCACGGUCAACUUGGCGCUGUCCGUGGGAAUUUUUCCUUACGUGUUGAAAUUAUUGCAAUCCUCAGCGAAAGAAUUGAGACCGUUGCUGGUCUUCAUUUGGGCCAAGAUUUUGGCUGUGGAUCAUACGUGCCAAAGUGACCUAGUUCGAGACGGAAGUCACAAAUACUUUAUUGCCAUGAUCGGCGACACAACGCUUCCGUUCGAACACAGGACCAUGGCGAUAUUCGUCUUGGCUAAUAUUGUUCGAAAUUUCAGAUCAGGACAACAAGCAGUUUUACAAGCGAAUGCUAUCGCCGUAUGUUUAGAAGCGUUAGACGAAAGCGACGCCGAGCUACGACGUUGGGUCUGCAUUUGUCUGGGUCUCACUUGGGCGGAAUUUCCAUCCGCUCGUUGGUGUGGCGUGAGGGACUCUGCACACGAAAAGAUUUACAACAUUUUGGAAGAUCCCAACCCAGAAGUCCGCGCCGCAGCGGUGUUUGCUCUCGGAACAUUUAUCAACAGCAGCAACGAGCGAUCCGAGCAUUCCAACUCGAUCGAUCACUCCAUCGCAAUGACAAUCAUUUCAAAACUUGGAACCGAGGAGGCCUCUCCCCUCGUCCGGAUGGAGAUUACCGUCGCCCUGCACAAUUUCGUCCUCGCAUUUGAAAACAACUUUAUUACCAUUGAACAACAACAGAUCGCAGCGCAGGAGCUCAAAAUGGCCUCGCCCGCCGGAGGAAACAGCAUGCGAAGAAUUUCCAGCCAUGCAAAAAUGCGACUUUUAGCCAACGCUAAUCCUUUAGCGACCGUCACGGGGGCAGAGACGCACAACAUGAAUCACGAUUCCAUGCGACGAGUUGCAUCCAGCAGCUCGCUCUCUAGUCUUUUAAUAGCUUUUAGCCCCUUAUCCGCUGCCGGUUCGGUUGGAGGAAUUUACGGAAAGGUCUGGGCUACUAUUACGACCUACGAGAAGGAUCCUUACCACGGAGUCGCUUUACUCGCGAGAACUGUUCUUCAAAACAUUCGGAUUAAGGCGAAAGAAGCUAUGAAAAUUAAUGGAGGCAAUAAGCUCAGCCUCUCUCUCGCCAACUCAUCCAUAUCUUCCACCGGUUCUGGUGGGCCAUCCGUUUCCAUAUCCUCAGUGGCUUCCACCCCCAUUAAAAGCAAUACCGGCACGGUGACAAGUGGGAGUGGAGCGAGAAGAACGCCAUCACCGGAUCCCACGGGAAGUGGGGACAUUACCAAAUCAACCAGCAGCUUCCAACCAUUAAUUGGGACAAAGUACAUUGAAUGGUGUUGGGAUCGUUUUGCUCGGCCCAGUGCUCCUGGCUCGGUCGUUUUAGGGACGCCGCUGACCUGCUGCCCAUCCACGACAUAUGUCGACCCUCAUGACCCCAUCCAGCAUACCAGAGAUUGGAGAUACGUACGAAAUUCUGGGAUACGUCGAGAAUGUUUCCGUCGUCCGAAAGCCUUCCCAGGAAAAAUCGAUGAACAAAUGUUCAGCUCAAGAAGUUUACACUCGUCGCAUGGCAGCUCGCCCAGUUCGGCCGCAUCGUCGCCCUCGUUCAAUUUUAGUCUUCACUCGGCCCCGUCUCUAGUUCGCCUUCAUGAUUACGAGAAACUUGUGGUAGCUUCGGAAGGCUCGGUCUUCUCGCUUUAUGAUUUAACCGACACAUCACGACUAAUUUGCAAAUCUGACAAUUCUUCUGAUUCAAGAAUCACAGCGAUUGAUUGGAUAAAUGCACAUGACGAAAGUUUGAUUAUCAUUGGAACGGACGAUGGCUCCGUCCGAGUUUGGAAACCAGACUUGGAAUCCGGAAAACCAAGACUGAUCACCGCGUGGAACGCACUAUCGGAUUUGGGUCUCAUUAAUAAGAGUUCAAAAUCAUACGGGCUUCAUUUAAAGUGGGAUUUAGAAGGGGAGAAAGUUUUGGCGAGUGGCGAUACGAAAAUCGUUCGAACCUGGGACAUAAAAACGGAGUUGAGAAAAGGAGAUUAUCCAACAGGAUUUGAUUGUCCCGUGACUUCCAUUGACAUGCAUCGUUGUGAACCUCAAUUGGCCGUUUUGGGCAUGGAGGAAGGAGCCGUUCGUCUUAUCGACUUUCGCCUCCCUCCAGCCGAAUGUGGUGUCGUGACGUGGCGUGAAUUUGGAGAUGGUUGGAUUGUUGGCGCCACUCUGCGAUACGAUAGGACCGUCGUAGCGGGAAAUGCUAACGGUCGCGUCAGAUUUUUCGACUUGAGAUCAAAAUCACCAACGAAAACGUGUGAAACCGGCACUGACAUUACCGCACUAGCCAUCCAUCCGCAUCUUCCCUACUUUGCUGGCGGAUGUCUCAACCAUUCCGUAAACGUGUACGGAUUCAUGGGCCAAAGUGCAUUCCAAGCAAAUGCGAUCAGAGACAGUUUAUUCAUCACUGGACGAAUGGGUGCCGUCACCUCGUUACAUUUCCACCCAUACAAAUCGAUCCUCGCCACGGCGGAUUCUUGCUCUGUCAACGUUUACAAGACUCGAGGGCUCCUCACGCUAUAAAUGAUGAUAAUCCAACCAGCAACUUUACUCACUCAAUUGAUAAUCAAAAUCAAGCCACGUUACAUAAAUAUUUGUAAUAUUAUUCAGCCAGAAUACGUUACAUUAGAUUUAAAUAAGCAGCUACUGUACAUCCCAGUCUAAACAAAUGAGCAAUACUAUUCAAAUAUUUUUUCGUCCUAUUCUGACAACGAUCAAAACUUUAAAUCUAGUAAUUUUUUCUUUAGUUUGUAUGUAAAACAAAAUAGUUUUAUUUUAUUAGUGUGUAGCUAAACGAUUUAGAUGACUUUUGUUUCCUUCAAUUGUGGAGAUAGAUUUUUUGUCUCUGACCUUAUUUCUGAUAACCGUGUUUCUGAUAACCAGAUUUAUGAUAACCUUCUUCCUCUUUUUAUGUUUUAGUCAAGUCAAAUUAUGAUUAUUACGCAGCUAUUAUUCUUUAAGAAAACUUGGUUGAGACGAAAACGAAAAAUAAAAAUAAAAUUGUGAAAUGGAAAAAU
This is a messenger RNA of Folsomia candida, 4848 nucleotides long. RefSeq names its product regulatory-associated protein of mTOR (gene raptor). Gene Ontology annotation, biological process: positive regulation of cell growth; positive regulation of protein serine/threonine kinase activity; cellular response to amino acid stimulus. The record is from RefSeq and is a predicted model, not a curated record. Gene Ontology annotation, molecular function: protein-macromolecule adaptor activity; protein binding. Bases 362 to 4354 code for a protein of 1330 amino acids. Gene Ontology annotation, cellular component: cytoplasm; TORC1 complex. The transcript has 24 exons. NCBI's taxonomy places the organism in Eukaryota, Metazoa, Arthropoda, Collembola, Entomobryomorpha, Isotomidae.